GUCACUUUAAAAGUUUUAUAGUUUAGUUUGGUACCAUCUGUCACAACCAUGGGGCAUCGCAAAAAUAAGACAUCAGGUGAUCAGGAAUCUAAGGAUGAAGAGACUGAAAAUAAUGCGCUGGGGAGAAAAAUGCGUCCGUCAUUGGGUCAUUCGCUCUCACGCUUAUUUGAUAGACUCGAUUUUAUUAUAUAUGGUGCAACUGGUUUUCAUGGCAAAAAUACUGUUCUUAUGGCUGCGAGUAUGAUAUGUUCUGGGAAAUGGGGUUUUGGUGGACGUGAUAAGGAAAAACUAAAUAAUCUAUUACUCGAAAUCAAUGGUAAAAACGAGGGCAGUUAUAAGAGGUGCAGAGUAUUCAUUGCAGAUACAUCGAAUACAACUUCUCUCAAAAAGAUGACAUCAAAAUGCCAGGUGCUUAUAAAUUGCUGCGGAUCAUAUAACCGCACUGCAGAAGAUAUAAUAAAAUCAUGCCUUUCAACUCGUACUCAUUACGUAGAUAUAUGUAAUGAUGUCCAUUUUUUGGAAUUAUUACAAUUGAAAUAUCACGAAGAAGCAAAGAGACGAAACGUAUACAUAAUAUUUGCCUGUGGUUUUAAAGGUUUACCAAUGGACGUUGGCUUUAACUUUUUAAGAGAUAACUUUGAUGGUACUGUGAAUUCUGUAGAAGCUCACACUCGUUAUGAUACCACUGCUCCAAUCAUAUGCCAACCAAUUAUAUCUGCAAGUUUAUGGGAGAGUUUUUUGAAAAACUGUAGUAGAAUUUUUCGAAGUUUUAGAGCGCAUCACAUGGCUAAAGUGCGAGAAUUUCGAAAUCUGGAACCAAAAACCACUUUUAGAUUUGGUAUUCAUAAGAACCGUGUCAUUGGUGGGCACUCUGCGGCUUAUCCUUUUUUGGAUCAACAAAUUGUUGAAAACUCGCAAUACUAUAUGUAUAAAAAGGAUCAUAAGAGACCAAUUCAAAUAAAUAACUAUAUUGCUUUCCGAUAUUUCAUUAUGACAUUGACAUUCAUUAUAUGGAACGUGACUUUAGCUGUGCUCUGUCGUUUCCAAUGGAUGCGAAUUUUUUUGUUGAAAUAUCCGCGCAUUUUUUCUCUUGGUUAUGCGUCACACGAUGGCCCCAAAGAAUUCUAUUCUGAGAAUUUAAUAUUUGACAUAACAUUAAAUGCAGUUGGUUGGUCUAGUAUAGAUGAUGAGGCAAACUUAACUAAUACACAGUUUCUCAGUCAGUGGGGUCUUCCAAGGAAACGAAUGACUAUAAAAAUACAAGGUAAUAAUCCCUUCUAUAAAGCAAGCCCUCUUUGUGUUUUAGCAAGUGCUUUAACAAUUUUACGUGAACGUGAUUUUAUGCCUUCAUUAGGUGGCGUGUAUUUUCCGGGUGCUGCAUUUGCUGAAACUAAUAUAGUGACUCUAUUGGAAAGAAAUGGAACUGGAAUCAUUUUUGAAGUUUUGAAUUGAAAAGCUCAAUUUCUUUUCUUGAAUAAUUAGUUAACAUGAUUUUAU
Messenger RNA from Teleopsis dalmanni, 1497 nucleotides. RefSeq names its product saccharopine dehydrogenase-like oxidoreductase. The record is from RefSeq and is a predicted model, not a curated record. Gene Ontology annotation, cellular component: lipid droplet; plasma membrane; mitochondrion. The transcript has 10 exons. NCBI's taxonomy places the organism in Eukaryota, Metazoa, Arthropoda, Insecta, Diptera, Diopsidae. Bases 49 to 1452 code for a protein of 467 amino acids. Gene Ontology annotation, biological process: glycolipid biosynthetic process.